Molecule: messenger RNA, 14700 nt
Organism: Halichondria panicea
Lineage: Eukaryota; Metazoa; Porifera; Demospongiae; Suberitida; Halichondriidae
Product: dynein axonemal heavy chain 8-like
Exons: 44
Coding region: 588-14615 (4675 amino acids)
Biological process (GO): microtubule-based movement
Cellular component (GO): axonemal dynein complex
Molecular function (GO): dynein intermediate chain binding; dynein light intermediate chain binding; ATP hydrolysis activity
Source: RefSeq, a predicted model, not a curated record
AAGCUCGAUCCUGCACACAAAAAAAAGAACUAUCGUUGUAAAACAUGCAGCAAAAAACAGUAGCAACAAUUCAAAGAAGGCUUCCCGGCCUAAUAUCCUGAGCUAGACGACUACAAGGAAAGAAACUCACCUCUACCAGCAAGACACUUCUCAAUCUUCAAAGCUAAAGGAACUGAGCUUCUGGAACUGGAUCUGGGAAUAUUCCAGACCAUUGACGUCAAAGUCUCCAAGGAGAUGCCAUGGAGACCGACAGUUCCCACCACAUGGAGAACCACAGAGUACUAGCUACAAGGUGUUUACUCUGUCUACAUGUGGGCGCACCGUCGACACUUUGCAUCCCCAUGUGGGCUGAUUGUCUGCACAUGCGCAUACACUAAGCCGAUUUCAAGCCGCACGCCUGUAAUCGAGGCCAUUGCUUGCACAAAUUAAUGGUGAUAAUAGUAGCUACAUACAGCUGCAACACAUAGCAACACACUGACAACACUAAUAGCAGGUCAUUGCAAACAGUGUAGCCUUCUUUAAGCUUUGUAAAGGAACUAAAGCUAGCUGGAUAUAAUAUUUGCUGGCAGCAGCCCCACCCCUUUACCAUGGAGCAGCCCGAGCCUGUGCAGGAGGAGCCAGCUAAAAGCGAGUCUGUGCAGGAGCCGGCUAAAAGCGAGUCUGUGCAGGAGCCGGCUAAAAGCGAGUGUGUGCAGGAGCCGGCUAAAAGCGAGUCUGUGCAGGAGCCGGCUAAAAGCGAGUCUGUGCAGGAGCCGGCUAAAAGCGAGUCUGUGCAGGAGCCAGCUAAAAGGGAGUCUGUACAGGAGCCAGCUAAAAGCGAGUCUGUGCAAGAGUCACCGAGUUCGUGGCAGAAAGCUGCUGCUUCAUAUGCGAAGAAAGGACCAAGGCGAAGCAUUCUGUAUGCUAACCUAGCAGAGUCUCUCAAGACAAGACAAGCUAGAGCCAAGGCCAUUCGAGAGAGUCAGAGAGGUCGGCUGGACUCGAGACAUGGCUAUAUGUUAGAACUGGUGGCUGACAGGCUAUCAUUGGACACAAGUAUAGUGGAGGAUUUUAUGCUGGACGGGGACCAGUUGGAUCUAUUUGAUAAGUUAUUUGAGCCCAAUGGCAACAAGGCUGUACUGUUCUACUAUCAGGAGGCAAACACUCCAAUCUCUAGUAAGCCUAGGGUACCUGCACCUCUCUUGCUAUACCCCAUUAUCCCUCUAGGAGAAAUGCUUAGCACUGGAAUCAUGCCAACACCCUCUAAGAGUUGGAUGAAGAGAGUAACUGCUUCUGAUGGGACUGGGGAUGCUCUCACAGGAGUGUGCAUAUUCUUCCUGCGUCCCAACAAUAGCAAGAAUGUGACUCUGGCUAAUAUAGCAGAGGAGCUGGUGUGUGGGUGUUUAGAUGCGUCCACUGGUCGCAAUAUUCUGGAGAUCCUACAAGAGUAUCUGAGUGAGGUCAUGUUGCCAGCCUUGCAGAGUGGCCAGAACUGGGGGGCGCUGCAACCGCACCAAGUUGAUGACUUCUUCGACACUCUCAAAGCAUACAUCAACUUCUUACGCAGCUCCCAGUUGAGUAUUGACAAUGCCAUCCACUUGAGCCUGGCCUGCUCAGUGGACCUGGGUAAGCUGAGCACUGCUGAGGGCUGUCUAGCUAAUGCCAGGCUACCCGAGAUGAUCCCUGCACUAGAGACACUAGUGGGACAAUGGUGUCAGCAAAUAGAGCAGGUAUUGGCAGAGGGCAAUCAAAUGCGCAAGGAAGCUGAUGAAACUGGACCACUGGUAGAACUAGAAUACUGGAAACAAAGGACGGCCAAAUUUUCUUGUCUGGUUGACCAAGUGAAGAGGCCGCCAUGCAGAGGUGUCAUCACUACACUAGUGGCUGCCAAGUCCAAGGUCAUCAGAGUUUGGAAGGAGCUGGAUGCACAGAUCACUGAUGCUUCUAAUGAGGCGAAGGAUAAUCUCAAGUAUCUGUACACUAUAGAGAAGCUAUGCAAACCAUUGUACCACGGUGACCCAGUGUCAAUGCUGGAUGCUCUGCCUCCCCUCAUAUCCACCAUUCUCAUGGUUCACGCUGUAUCAAGGUAUUACAACACUUCAGAGAGAAUGACUUCACUGUUUGUCAAGGUAACCAAUCAGAUGGUGACAGCAUGCAAGAGUUACAUCACAGAGGGGGGUCACAAUCGUGUGUGGAGUGUGGACCCGCCCACACUAUUGAAACGCCUGGCUGCUUGCCAGGGCCUCUACACUGCGUAUCAGGAGUGCUUCCACCAGAGCAAGAAAAGGAUCCAGUCUGGUCCAAGACCAUUCGAGAUAUCAGAAACGUAUGUAUUUGGCAAAUUUUCUUCAUUUUGUCGCCGUCUUGACACAAUCAAAAGCUUUGUGGAUACAGAGUCUCAAUUCUCAUAUCUCAAAAGUUCCAAUAUUGAGGGCAUUGAGACGCUUGCCUCGCGACUUACUUCAAUCAUAUCCAACUUCAAGAAGAAGCCGUACAAUCCAUUGGACCACCGCAAGACAGACUUCAAUGAAGACUAUGAGGAUCUCCAUCGCCAGCUGUCUGACCUAGAGAUACUACUGACUAGCUUCAUGGCUAGCAGCUUCAAACAAGUCUCCAGUGUCAACCAAACGCUCUGGCUGCUGCAGAGGUUUGAGGGACUGGAGCUCAAGUGUUUGUCUGGUCCCAUUGACAGCAAAUACAGUCAAACAUUGGUCAAAUUCUCAGCAGCUAUUGAUCAAAUUAAGAUGCAAUAUAAAGAGUGUCGUAACCACCCUCCAUUGGGAUACAACAUGCCACCAGUGUCUGGCAGGAUUAGCUGGGCACGACAGCUCUACAAACAUCUCGAGGAUCCUAUGAACAUACUCAAGCUACGUCCUAGUCUACUAGCCUCGGUAGCAGGUCGACCAAUCGUACGCAAGUACAACAAAGUGGCACUGGGACUCACAGAGUAUGAGAUGAUACUGUACAGAGCCUGGGCAGAGCAUGUGACCAACACCAACACCACUAUACAGGUGCCAGUGCUGGUCCACUGUGGUGAGACUGGGCUAGGUGUGAACCUGUCCUCUGCUGUCGUCACUCUACUAGAAGAGACCAAGUGGAUGAAGGUGUUGGGACUCAAGAUACCCAACACCUUCAAUGCAGCUACCAUGGCAACCAUCAAAUCACACCAUGCUCAACUCAAGUUUCUGUUGGAGGAGAAGUCUCGAAUAUGGUCCACUGUUCCUGAAAUCUUUAUAACCAUCAUGAAAUAUCACCGCAGAAAGGUGGACAAGGCUCUGAGCUCUGGUGCUAUCCACGUCACAUGGACAUCUCUUAAUCUCGAUUCAUUCAUAGCCAAAGCCAACUCUGCCAUCACUGAGUUUGAACGAUUUGUCAAACAGGUGGUGGACUUGUACGAGUGUCGCAUAUUGGCACAGCUUGAUAAGAUGAGCAGUACCUCACUCCUGAGUCUGCCCACCACUGACACCUGGACACCAGAUCACUUCCUGUCUGAGGCUAAGACUUCCUGUGAGAGUGGCUCCCAAUAUCUGAAGGUAGCCUCUGAGAAGGUGGAGGAGUCUAUCAAGGACCUGGUGGUUCUAUUCCAGUCCUCUGCUAGUCUACCAACACUCCAUGCCUUCGAUACUGAGGAGAGCGGCAAGUCCAAGAGAGACAAACUUAAGCAGUUUGAGAGCGAAUGUAAUGAUCUCUUCACACACUUCCAAAGUCGGAAUCUUGAAGCUCUCGUCUUGUCAGUACGAUGCACACUAGAGGGUCUCCGUCGGCGCAUAACUAUGGUAACCUCAAGCCGCACCCCUUCAAAGACGUACCCCCUAGUGGUGGAUGAGACUUUACGUCCAGCGGCCGCCUUCCUCUCCCAACUAGUACUCUCACUACCUAAUAUUGUCAUGAAGCCAAGUCUCGAGGAGGUACAGAGUGCAGUCAAUAUAGCAGUGUGUCGUGUGUCUGAGAUGGGAGGUAGUAUUCCACUGUGGACCCCGCUACACCCACAGUCCAACCAGUCGACACCACGCAGUGCUGCAUCACUCAGUCAGACUCGGUUGAAUCCAAUGAGACGCAGUACUUACUUCAAGGCUAUUCGUGAUAGCAAAGAAGUCGGUAAACUGAUUAUAGCAUUGUCCUCGGCUCUCAUCACGUCUCGCCAGGACCUGGUCAAGGCUAUUGCGCUGUAUCAAGACUAUGAGCACCUCUACAUCACUGAGAGGGACGUUGCUAUAGCAACCUUCCAGGAGUCCAACCCUAACUUCUCAGACUACGAGAGUGAGAUGGAACACUAUGAGAGGCUAGAGACAGAGAUCUCAGAGCUACCCUCAUCCUACUACCUCAACACUGCUCUGACACUCUCCAUUGAGCCUCUCAAGCUAGCACUGGCUGUGGAGGCCAAGGCUUGGAAGACUGCAUAUGGACACAGUCUCAACCAUACCUAUCAGUCCAGUAUGGAGAACAUUGUCAAGUUUAUCAACGAGUACACAAAGAAACUGGGCAGACCCAUCAAGGACUUAGAGGAUGUACGGAGCACGAUGGGUGCACUGGAUGACAUGAGAGGCGCUGAGAUAGCGAUGGAUAUGGAGCUACAACCAAUAGAGGAGUGUUAUGCGUUCCUGUCACGAUGUGGUGUGUCUGUACCUCGUGAGGAGAUGGAGAGAGUGGACUCACUCAGAUACACAUUCAAGAAUCUGCAAUCUCAAGCUAGUUCAGUGCAAGCUCACCUUGUGUCCAUUCAACCACAGUUCAAGAAUAACCUCCUCGAGAGUGUAGCCGUGUUUAAGAAUGACAUCGCUAUGUUCUCAGAGAGCUACCACACAAGCGGCCCUAUGGUGGUUGGAUUGCAUCCACGUGAAGCCAGUGAAAGACUGCUCAUAUUUCAAGCACAGUUUGAUGACCUAUGGGCUAAGUUUCAGACUUACUCUGGAGGGGAGCAGCUGUUUGGCAUGACUGUGACUGAUUAUCCGAUGGUGUCCACCACACGCAAGGAACUGAGUCUAUUGCAGAAGCUGUACUCUCUGUACAACACUGUCAUUGACACCGUGGAUGGCUACUAUGAUAUACUGUGGACUGAUGUCGAUAUUGAGAAAAUCAACAACGAACUUAUUGAAUUUCAAAGCAGGUGUCGCAAGUUGCCCAAGGCCCUCAAAGAGUGGCAAGCAUUCAAUGAUCUCAAGAAGAAGAUUGAUGACUUCAAUGAGACAUGUCCUCUACUGGAGCUAAUGGCUCACAAAGCUAUGAAGGAGCGUCACUGGAAUCGCAUCUCUACCAUCACAUCACACCCAUUCGAUGUCAACUCUGAGAACUUUCUGUUACGUAAUAUAAUGGAAGCCCCUCUACUAGAGCAUAAAGAUGACAUUGAAGAUAUUUGUGUGUCAGCAGUCAAAGAGAAGGACAUUGAAGCCAAGCUCAAGCUAGUGCUGGCUGAUUGGAAUCUUCAGAAUCUAUCCUUUUCAUUGUUCAAGAAUCGUGGGGAGCUGCUAUUGAAGGGAGUAGAGACUAGUGAUGUUGUUAGUCUAAUGGAGGACUCUCUCAUGAUACUGAGCUCCCUCAUGAGCAAUAGAUACAACGCUCCAUUCAAGAAGGAUAUUCAACUGUGGGUCCAGAAACUGUCCAACACUUCAGAUAUUAUAGAGAACUGGUUGACAGUACAGAACCUCUGGGUCUAUCUUGAGGCUGUGUUCGUGGGAGGAGACAUUGCCAAGCAACUACCCAAGGAGGCUAAAAGAUUCCAGAACAUUGACAAAUCUUGGGUUAAGAUAAUGACUAAAGCGCACGAGACACCCAACGUGGUGACCUGCUGUGUGGGGGACGAAACACUGGGUCAGUUAUUACCACAUCUCCUCGAACAACUUGAACUCUGUCAGAAAUCACUAACUGGAUAUUUAGAGAAGAAGCGUUUAGUGUUCCCACGAUUCUUCUUUGUGUCCGACCCUGCUUUAUUGGAAAUCCUGGGACAAGCAUCGGACUCCCACACCAUACAAGCCCAUCUGCUAGGGAUAUUCGAUAAUGUCAAGUCUGUGGUGUUCAGCAACAAGGAGUAUGACAAGAUCACGGCCAUUGUGUCCAGAGAAGGGGAGACUAUUCAGUUGGAGAAGCCAGUCCUAGCCCAGGGCAAUGUGGAGUGUUGGCUGGGCCAGCUCCUCAAGGAGAGCAUGAGAUCACUGCACGCUAUCAUUAGAGACUCCUCUGUGGUCAUUGAUGCUCCUUCAUUCGAACUACUGGAGUUUGCCAACACCUCUCCUGCACAGGUUGGCCUGCUAGGUAUACAGAUGCUGUGGACCCGUGAUUCUGAACUUGCCUUAAAGAACGCUCGCUCUGACAAACGAAUAAUGCUAAACACAAAUUCAUUCUUCCUGGAAAUGCUCAACACACUGAUUGAAGUCACGACACAAGACCUGUCCAAGUUUGAGCGUAUUAAAUACGAAACUCUCAUCACGAUACACGUUCAUCAGCGAGAUAUAUUCAACGAUCUUGUUCGAAUGCACAUCAAAACACCGACUGACUUCGAAUGGCUCAAACAAAGUCGAUUCUAUUUCAACGAAGAUACGGAUAAAACUGUUAUAUCUAUCACUGAUGUGAACUUCAUCUAUCAGAAUGAGUUCCUUGGGUGUUCAGAUCGUCUAGUCAUCACCCCUCUGACUGAUAGGUGCUAUAUUACACUAGCACAAGCACUCGGCAUGGCGAUGGGAGGAGCCCCGGCCGGCCCUGCUGGCACUGGCAAGACUGAAACCACUAAAGAUAUGGGGAAAGCACUCGGGAAAUAUGUGGUUGUGUUUAACUGCUCUGAUCAGAUGGACUUCAGAGGACUUGGUAGGAUCUACAAAGGCCUGGCCCAGUCAGGGAGCUGGGGAUGCUUCGAUGAGUUUAACAGAAUUGAACUACCUGUAUUGUCAGUGGCAGCUCAGCAGAUCUACAUUGUCCUCAUGUGCAAGAAGGAACGAAAAGAUCAGUUUAUUUUCACGGAUGGUGAUGUUGUGAGGCUUAACCCUGAGUUUGGAAUAUUCCUGACCAUGAACCCUGGUUAUGCAGGCAGACAAGAACUGCCAGAGAACCUCAAGAUACAGUUCAGAACAGUUGCCAUGAUGGUACCAGACAGGCAGAUUAUUAUGAGGGUCAAACUGGCCAGUUGUGGAUUCCUGGAAAACAUUAUAUUGGCCCAGAAAUUCUUUACUUUGUACAAACUUUGUGAGGAGCAACUAUCGAAACAAGUUCAUUAUGACUUUGGUUUACGGAAUAUUCUAUCAGUACUGCGAACGCUUGGUUCAGUCAAACGUGCUAAUCCACAGGACAGUGAGAGUACCAUUGUCAUGAGGGUGCUGAGAGAUAUGAACCUGUCUAAGCUAGUGGAUGAAGAUGAACCUCUGUUCUUAUCACUCAUCAAUGAUCUGUUCCCUGGUAUAGUGUUAGACAAGGCUGGUUAUCCUGACCUAGAGGCAGCUAUACACGAGGCUGCUACUGAAGGUGGCCUCAUCAAUCAUCCACCGUGGACACUUAAGCUGAUCCAACUGUUUGAAACCCAACGUGUACGUCACGGUAUGAUGGUGCUAGGUCCUAGUGGAGCAGGGAAGACUGCCUGUAUACACACCCUCAUGAAGGCAAUGACAGCUUGUCACACACCUCAUAAAGAAGUACGAAUGAACCCCAAAGCCAUUACAGCUCCUCAGAUGUUUGGACGAUUGGAUGUAGCCACGAAUGAUUGGACUGAUGGCAUAUUCUCCACGCUAUGGAGACGAACACACAAAGUCAAGAAAGGUGAACACAUCUGGUUGGUGUUGGACGGCCCUGUGGAUGCUAUCUGGAUUGAGAACCUCAACAGUGUACUGGAUGACAACAAGACUCUAACUCUGGCCAAUGGUGAUCGUAUACCAAUGGCCCCAGACUGCAAGAUUGUGUUUGAACCUGACAAUGUGGACAAUGCUUCUCCUGCCACAGUCUCGAGGAAUGGCAUGGUGUACAUGAGCUCCAGUGCUCUGGACUGGAGGCCUAUCCUACAAGGCUGGCUGACCACACGAUCUGAACUAGAGCGCACUGUACUCUGGAAGCUAUUCGACAGUCACUUUGACCCUAUCCUGAGAUUUGUUAGUCUAAACCUGGAGGCUAAGAUGAAAGUGAUUGAGUGCAACUACAUCAAACAAGCUAUGGACCUGUUGUCUGGGUUGAUUCCCUGGACUGAGGAGAGCACUGUAUCCACACUGUCAGCACAACACCUCCAGAGACUGUUCUUAUUCUCUGUCAUGUGGAGUGUGGGUGCCCUACUGGAGCUGGAGGAUAGGUCCAAGAUGGAACAGUUCAUAAUGAAUAAUGGAGGCCUUGAUUUGCCUCCUGUUGGAGAGGGAGAGACUAUCUUUGAGUAUCUAGUGGAGGAAUCCUCUGGUGAUUGGAAGCACUGGAGCAGUCGUGUGGACGAGUAUCGCUACCCUACUGAUAGUGUACCAGAGUAUGCCUCCAUUCUAGUGCCCAAUGUGGACAAUGUACGGACUACAUUCCUAGUAGACACUAUAGCCAAGCAAGGCAAGGCAGUCCUGCUCAUUGGAGAGCAAGGGACUGCCAAGACUGUCAUGAUUAAAGGUUUCUCAUCAAAAUAUGACCCUGAGAAACAUCUCUUCAAGGCAUUCAACUUUUCAUCAGCUUCUACUCCAAAUAUGUUUCAGCGUACUAUUGAGAACUAUGUGGACAAGCGUGUUGGCAAUACGUAUGGACCUCCUGCUGGGCGCAGGAUGACUGUCUUUGUGGAUGAUAUCAAUAUGCCAGUCAUCAACGAAUGGGGAGAUCAGGUAACCAAUGAGAUUGUGCGACAACUCAUGGAGAUGAGGGGAUUCUACAGUCUUGAGAAACCUGGUGACUUCACUAAUAUAGUGGAGAUACAGUUCCUGGCAGCCAUGAUUCAUCCUGGUGGUGGGAGGAAUGAUAUCCCUGCUCGACUCAAGAGACAGUUUACAGUGUUCAACUGCACUCUUCCAUCAAAUGCGUCCAUUGAUAAGAUCUUUGGUGUGAUUGGUGGUGGAUAUUUCUGCCCAGAGAGAGGAUUCAGUGAUGCAGUGUGUUCCACUGUUGGAGAGCUAGUACCAGGCACUAGAGCACUCUGGCAGAGGACCAAGAACAAGAUGCUACCAACUCCUGCCAAGUUUCACUACAUAUUCAACCUGCGUGAUCUGUCUCGUAUAUGGGAGGGCAUGCUACAUGUUGAGUCAGCACAAUGCUCUCAUCAGAACGAUGUACUCGACCUAUGGGUACACGAGGUCACUAGGGUCAUUGCUGAUAGAUUCACCAACCCACAGGAUGUUGAUUGGUUUGUGGGUGCCACUGGGUCUGUGUUGAGGGAGGAGCUGCAAGUGACUCACGUACCUCUGGAGCCAUACUUUGUGGACUUCCUGAGUGACCCACCGGAGCCAACCGGGGAUGAGCCAGAUGAUGCUGACCUGGACGCUCCCAAGAUAUAUGAGCAGAUCCCUAGUCUGGCUGACCUCUCCGACAAGUUGACCUCUUACAUGCACUCCUAUAAUGAGAUAGUGCGUGGAGCUGGGAUGGACCUUGUGUUCUUCAAAGAUGCUAUGGUCCAUCUGGUCAAGAUAUCACGUAUCAUCCGCACAGACCGAGGCAAUGCACUCCUCGUGGGCGUGGGGGGGUCAGGCAAGCAAUCCCUAACACGACUAGCUUCAUUCAUUGCUGGCUACAAAACCUUUCAGAUAACACUAAGUCGUGCUUAUAACGGUAACAAUCUGAUGGAUGAUCUGAAGUAUCUGUACAGAGUGGCAGGUUUGGAAGGGAAGGGAAUGACCUUUAUAUUCACUGAUAAUGAGGUCAAGGAUGAAGGCUUCCUAGAGUAUCUCAACAAUGUCUUAUCUGCUGGAGAAGUGUCUAAUCUCUUUGCUAAAGAUGAGCUGGACGAGAUCACUGGAGAGCUGGUGGCUGUUAUGAAGAAGCAGUUUCCACGACGACCACCCACUCAGGAAAACCUCUAUGAUUAUUUCAUCACUCGAGCACGGAGGAACCUCCACGUUGUGUUGUGCUUCUCUCCAGUUGGUGAGAAGUUUCGCACACGUGCGCUCAUGUUCCCUGGUCUGAUCAGUGGUUGUGUGAUGGACUGGUUUAGUCGAUGGCCUAAAGAUGCUCUCAUUGCAGUAGCUCAGCAUUUCCUGUCCUCAUAUGAUAUGGUGUGUACAGCUGAGAUCAAGCAAGAGGUGGUUCAAGCUAUGGGAGUGUUCCAAGAUCAUGUCGCUGAAACCUGUGUCCACUACUUUGAUAGAUUCAGACGCUCCACACACGUGACACCAAAGUCAUACUUGUCGUUCAUUGGAGGCUAUAAAACUAUCUACACAGAGAAAAAGACACAAAUCGGAGAACUAGCGAAUCGAAUGAACAGUGGCUUACAGAAGCUGAUAGAAGCCAGUCAAAUUGUUGCUCAACUAUCCAAGGAUUUGGCAGUCAAGGAGAAGGAUUUGGAAGUGGCCUCAGCUAAAGCAGAAGAAGUGUUGCAAGAGGUCACCGUGAAGGCACAGGCAGCAGAGCACGUCAAGGCUGAGGUGCAAAAGGUCAAGGACAAAGCCCAGGCACUAGUGGAUGAUAUUGAGGCUGACAAGGUUGUGGCUGAGGGAAAGUUGGCUGCAGCUAAACCAGCUCUUGAAGAGGCAGAAGCUGCUCUACAAACCAUCAAAGCUUCCGAUAUAUCCACUGUCAGGAAACUUGGCAAACCACCUCACCUCAUUAUGCGUAUUAUGGACUGUUGUCUGCUCUUAUUUCAACGUCACCUUGACCCCCUGAGCUUGGAUCCUGAUAAGCCAGGCCCUAAACCAUCGUGGGGAGAGUCACUGAAGCUGCUCAGUCAGACAGGGUUCCUACAACAACUGCAAACAUUCAAGAAAGAUUCCAUCAAUGAAGAAAUGGUUGAACUGUUGGCCCCCUAUCUCGAGAUGGAAGACUACAAGCUGGAGAUGGCUAAGAAAGUGUGUGGUAAUGUGGCUGGUCUGUUGUCCUGGACGUGUGCGAUGGCUUUCUUCUUUGGUAUUAAUAAAGAGGUGCUCCCACUGAAAGCCAACCUGGCAAUACAGCAAGUCCGUCUCAAUGGAGCUAUGGGGAAUCUACAGACUGCACAGGCACAGCUUGAUGAGAAGCAAAGUGAACUAGAUGUGGUUCAAGCCAUGUAUGAUUCUGCCAUGAGGGAGAAACAGACUCUGUUAGAUGAUGCCCAGUCUUGUCGACGUAAGAUGCAAGCAGCCUCUACUCUCAUAGGAGGGCUAGGAGGAGAGAAGGAACGAUGGACACAGCAGAGCAAAGAGUUUGAAGAUCAGAUUGGUCGAUUGGUUGGUGAUGUAUUAUUGGCUACCGGCUUCUUGUCUUAUUCCGGCCCCUUCAAUCAAGAGUUCCGAGUGCUCCUCAUGAAGGAGUGGCAGAGUGAGCUGUGUAGACGCUGUGUACCAUUUACCACUGACCUCAAUAUCUCUGAUAUGCUGGUGGACAAUAUAACGAUUGGAGAAUGGAACUUGCAAGGCUUGCCUAACGAUGAGCUAUCUAUUCAGAAUGGUAUCAUCACUACCAAGGCUUCACGCUAUCCACUAAUAGUAGACCCUCAAGGGCAGGGCAAAACUUGGAUACGAAAUAAAGACAAGAACAACGAUUUGCAAGUCACCACGCUCAACCACAAGUACUUCCGUAAUCAUCUCGAGGACAGCCUGUCUUUGGGGAGGCCUCUGCUCAUUGAGAACAUUGGAGAGGAGCUGGACCCUGCAUUGGAUAAUGUACUGGAGAAAAACUUUAUCAAAUCGGGCAAAACUUUUAAAGUCCAAGUUGGUGACAAGGAGGUUGAUGUUAUGGAUGGUUUCCGGCUCUACAUAACGACUAAGCUUGCUAAUCCAUCGUACACGCCAGAGAUAAGUGCUCGGACUGCUAUCAUAGACUUCACUGUGACCAUGAAGGGACUGGAGGACCAACUACUAGGCCGUGUGAUACUCACAGAGAAGCAUGAGCUGGAGGCUGAGAGGGUUCAGCUCAUAGAGGAAGUGACACGCUACAAGAGGAGGGUCAAGGAACUGGAGGACAACCUGCUGUACAGGCUCACCAGCACACAGGGCUCCCUGGUGGAUGAUGAGUCGCUGAUCGAUGUCCUCCACACAACUAAGGACACAGCUCUAGAGGUGAAUGAGAAGCUUGGGAUAGCAGCAGACACAGAGCUCAAGAUUAACAGCGCACGUGAGGAGUAUCGACCUGUGGCUGCCAGAGGGUCCAUUCUGUACUUCCUCAUUGUGGAGAUGUCCAUGGUGAACGUCAUGUACCAGACCUCACUGAGGCAGUUCCUCGGUGUGUUUGAUCAAUCCAUGAGAAGAUCAGACAAGUCUCCCAUCCCUAGCAAGCGGAUUAAGAAUGUCAUUGACUAUUUGACGUACGAAGUGUUCCGCUAUUCUUGUCGAGGGUUGUAUGAAACACACAAGUUCUUGUUCACUUUGUUACUGCCUCUCAAGAUUGGCCUCCAGAGUCAUGCUAUUGGACACAACGAGUUCCAGACCUUCAUCAAGGGUGGGGCUGCACUGGACCUCAAGACAUGUCCACCCAAACCAGCCAAGUGGAUCACUGACAUUAUCUGGCUGAAUCUAGUGGAGCUGAGCAAACUAAACCAAUUCUCUCAAAUACUUGACCAGGUGUCGCGUAAUGAUCGUAGCUGGAAAGCAUGGUGGGAUAAAGACGCUCCAGAGGAAGCUCAAGUACCUGAUGGAUAUCACAUCUCUCUAGACUCUUUCAGGAAGCUGCUACUGAUCAGGUCGUGGUGCCCUGAUCGUACACUGGCUCAAGCUAGGAAGUACAUCAGUGAUAGUAUGGGAGCAGCGUAUGCAGAGGGAGUCAUACUGGACCUGGAGACUACAUGGGAGGAGUCUGGCAUACGCACACCUCUCAUCUGCUUCCUCUCCAUGGGAUCAGAUCCUACCAAUAACAUCGAGGCUCUAGCUAAGAAGCUCAAGCUAGAGUGUCGAGCAAUCUCCAUGGGGCAGGGUCAGGCUGUUCAUGCUAGGAGGCUACUCCAGCAAAGCAUGUCCUCAGGUGGUUGGGUGCUGCUGCAGAACUGUCAUCUAGGUCUAGACUUUAUGGAUGAAUUAUUAGAGACAGUGCAAGAGACUGAGAGCAUCCAUGAGUCAUGCAGAGUGUGGAUCACUACAGAGGUUCAUCCAAAGUUCCCAAUAGCACUAUUACAGGCCAGUAUAAAGUUCACUAACGAGCCUCCCCAAGGCGUCAAGGCUGGUCUCAAGAGGACCUAUGCUAGUAUCAGCCAGGAGCAGUUAGAUUAUUCCAGCCUCUUCCAAUGGCGACCCAUGCUCUAUGCUGUGGCCUUCCUACACACCACUGUGCAGGAGAGACGCAAGUUUGGACCACUUGGUUGGAAUAUUCCCUAUGAGUUCAACCAAGCUGACUUCACUGCCAGUAUCCAGUUUGUGCAGAACCACCUUGAUGACAUUGACCCAAGGAAGGGUGUGUGUUGGAACACAGUUCGCUACAUGCUGGGUGAGGUGCAGUAUGGAGGGAGGGUCACUGAUGAUUAUGACAAGAGGCUACUAAACACAUUCGCUAAGGUGUGGUUUGGUGAUCACAUGUUCUCUGAUGGGUUCUCGUUCUACAAAGGCUACAGUAUUCCAUCAGGCAAACUAGUCGAUCAUUUCAGAGACGCCAUUGAUCACCUCCCACUAGUGGACACUCCGGAGGUGUUUGGACUGCACCCCAAUGCUGACAUCACGUAUCAGUCUAACAUGGCCCAGGAGGUGUUGAACACAAUCAUGAGUAUCCAGCCUAAAGACUCCAGUGGGGGAGCUGGGGAGACCAGGGAGAGCCUCGUGUAUAAGCUAGCAAAUGAUAUGCUGUCCAAGCUACCACCGGACUACAACCCUCACGAGGUUAAGACAAGACUUGAGAAGAUGGGUGCUCUGUCUUCAAUGAAUAUAUUCCUGAGGCAAGAAAUUGAUCGUAUGCAGAAGGUCAUGACGUUGGUCCGCCAGACAUUAUUAGACCUCAAGUUAGCUGUUGAUGGAACCAUCAUCAUGAGUCAGAACUUGAGAGAUGCUCUUGACUCCAUGUAUGAUGCCAAGGUUCCUGAAAUAUGGAGAAAGGUAUCGUGGGAGUCCUCUACACUUGGUUUCUGGUUCACAGAGUUCCUUGAGAGGAACGCACAAUUCUCCAAGUGGAUAUUCACAGCUCGACCCAACGUGUUCUGGAUGACUGGCUUCUUCAAUCCUCAAGGCUUCCUCACUGCCAUGAGACAAGAGGUCACCCGUGCUCACAAAGGUUGGGCCCUCGACUGUGUUAUACUGCACAAUGAAGUCACUAAGAUGAUGAAGGAAGAUGUCCCCCAACCACCCACCGAGGGUGUGUAUGUGUAUGGCCUCUUCCUAGAUGGUGCUGGCUGGGACCGCAGAGGAUGCAAGCUAACAGAACCACCUCCUAAAGUGCUCUUUACUCCACUCCCUGUCAUGUAUCUGUUUGCUGUCAACUCUGCUGACUAUACCAAGGACGCAAAGCUGUACACUUGUCCUGUAUACAAGAAGCCAUGUCGCACUGACCUCACUUACAUCACGGCUGUUAGUCUCCGCACACCCACUUAUCCCGUACAAGCAGCUAACCCAGACUAUUGGAUAUUGAGAGGCGUGGCACUACUCUGCGAUAUCAAGUAACCCUCCGAACAUUGAACUCUGAACUCUGAACUUAUCGAUUAUCACUUAGUACAUUAUAUGUAGCAAUUACUGCUUAAAAUUCAUU